AUGUCUGCAAUGGAGAGCGUGUUAAAUGGUGAUGGACAGUGCGCAAAAGGCGAUUUGCCUGAUGUUAUAUCUUCGUCACACACAUCUAGCGAUCAAUCUUGCUCCGAAGCACAAAAUGCUAAAGAUGUUGGAUAUUCGACUCAAGAUGACUCCUUUAUGGAUAACGAUCAAAAUAUCAAUGCUAACUAUGGAAAGGACCUCGUAGACCAUAUAUCUGGUCUAUACCGCUUGUUAGAUUUGUGUAAAGAUGAUGGAUCAAAUGGAUUAGUCGACAAAAUCAUUAUUUCCAAAGAUUCACUUAAAAACCUCUGUAAUGAAAUGGUACCCAAAAGCUUUGUUUCUAUUUCAGAGAUCGAAUAUGAUCUCUUGAAUGUUAUGAAAUUUCGACUUAUUGGUUGCUAUGGAAAUAAUGAAAUUAUUGCAAAGUUCUUACUAAAAAAUAAUAUAAUCGAUCAAAAAAUCUUUGACUUAUUAACAAUGGCAUAUUCGUCUGAAAGUGAUCAAGAAGCUGAGAAUCAGUUUACUCUUCGAGCUGGAAUUUAUUUGUUGAUAAUUAGUCCUGGUCUCGGAUUAGUAAUUCAUUGGUCUGAAAAAGGAUGCUAUGAAGAAAAUGCAUCGUCGCAAAAAAAGAAAAAUAUGACUAACCUUCAUAAAUACCUUACUAAACUGACCGAUAAUCAAAUUUGUUUUAUGAGUGAAAAGGAUUUGGAAAACUUUGAUUUUAGCGUGAUAAAUGAAGAACAAGAUCAUUUUGAUGAGAAAAAUAGUACAUGCUAUGAAUUUGAAGUUAAAAAAAGUCAGGAAGAAAAAGAAGAUUUUAAAUUAUAUUCGGGUUUCACUGUCGAUCUCCCACUUAAUUUAAAAAGAGAUCUAAAAAAUAAUGGCGAUGCAGAAGAUUUAUUGACUCCUAUAGCUGUCGAAUCUGCUUAUAACCAAACAUUCAUCACUCGAAAAAGAAUUAUGCCAACCUCUAUUAUGCAAAAAAAAACCUUCGACUUUCCGGGGCAUGCUUUCAAGAAAGAUCUCCAAUCCCGAUUGCAAGGAUUUACUUUACAAAUCAGUCGCAAUAUGAGUAUGAGAUCUUUAGAAUUACUAGUUAAAAAUGGAUUAGAUAUGGAAAAAGAACUUAUGAGCCCGUUAAGAGAUGCCAUAACUUUAGCCACAAAGGAAAGCGAUUCAAAAAAAGCACAGGAAAUGAAUGAUAUAAAAAUUGAUGCAGAAUAUAUUACAGCUAUGUCACGAAAAUUUUUAAAAGAAUUAUACAGUGAAUUUGAACAACAAUUAUCUGAAAAAGCUUCAAGUGCUCAAAUUAAAAUCGAUAAUACUGUUAUUGAACGCAUUGAUUUCAAAUAUCCUGGUAUGCGACAAAAAAUUGAAAGUGCCAUUCAAAUUAACUCAGAAGCUUGGAAAGAAAUGAAACGACGAUACUACAUCUUCACGAAAUUGAUUACUGAAUUUGCCAUGAAUGAAUCUGACGACGAUAAGCAUAAUGCAGAUAUUAUUUAUUUGAUUUUAAAAUCCUUACCAUCCAUACUUGUCGACGAAGAAAAUGAUAUACAAAAGCUUUGUGAAAAAUACCUUGAAACACAGAAAGGACUUAUAGAAACAUUCGUUUCUUUCUUCAAGUACUCAAACUCUGAUGAUGAUAUUCCUAAACUAAAAUUCGAUGAUAUUAAUAUAAACGCAUUGUAUAACAGUGCCACUGAACUUUUAAAUAGCCAAGAUGAUUGUAAUUUCAUUAAAAUGUUAUUCAAAACACAUCUUUUUGAUUCAUAUAAAGAAAUUAGACAAAGAAUUAUUAAUUCAUUUUUUGAUGAAUAUUCAAAUUGGAGAGAAAAAACUUUUAAUAGAAAGAUUAAAGACAUUUUGCCCAAGAUUUCUGAUAGGAGCAAAGAAAUAACUAGCAGAUUAGAAGAAAAGCUUAUGUUGUUGAAGCGAGAUAUAGAAAAGCGUGAAUUUGAAAUAAUUUGUCAAAAAAUUGAAGAAAAAUAUCCAGUAGAUCAACUCAAAUUUAAGAUUUUAAAUAUUGAUUGCCGCAGCUAUUACCGCAGCAAUUACCGUGAUUUUAUUGUUGAAGUUGAAGUCGAGACAAUUCAACCCGUCCAAUUACAAAUCAAUGUUUACGAAACAUCAUUGGAUCAAUCUGAUGCCUUUGAGUUGAAAGAGAAAGAAUUGCAUGUACCUAAACCUAUAUUUUCUUUGACGCCUUUUAUGAUUGAUCCAGAACUAUUAAAUGCUGAUGAACAUUGUCUAUUUGCCAUUAAUGAACCACGAGGUCUGAUUGGUAUAUACAAUAUAAAAAGCGGUGUGUUAAAUGUUUACGCAUUUGACGAGCAGUAUAUACGUUGGUUUCCACGUUAUUCAAAUGUUCAAAUAUUACAAUGGUACAAUUAUUCGGCGCCGGAUAUACAACAUUUCUUCUUCAUUAAAGAUACUGAAGACAUAUGUUUUGUGGAAGUUGGAGGACGUGCACGCAUUUAUAAUCUUGUUAGUGGUCAAUUUCGUCCAGGAAUAGGUCAUGUCCCUGCUAAUGCAAUAAAUGUUAUGUCUACUCCUGAUGGUGCAUGUAUUAUUGCUUUUGUAAAAGAAAAGGUACAAACUGAUCAGUCUUUUGAAGGUGGCAACCCUAUUAGAAUUGACAAUAUUGUGAACGAAGAUAGUGUUCCAAAUGUUAUUGAGAAGUGUUUUGCACACAUAUAUUUUUGUUCUAAUUUUGGAAGUCCUGUAAAAGUCAUCGAGAUGCCUUCAUUUAUGAAAUUUCCAGAAUAUUAUCAAUUUUCAUUCAUUCAAAAACGUCAAAUGCAUAUAACAACUCUUGAUCUUGAAAAAUAUUUAUUCUGUUCAACAAUCGUAAAAAUUACCCUCGAAAAAACACAAUAUAGAUUCCAACAAAGAUCCAGAAGAUCUUUAGGAGAAGCAAGACUACAAAACAAUGACUUGUCUAUUGUUGAAGGAAGGAACACAAAUUUUACAAAAUAUAUUCGCAAAGGAGACAGUAUUGUAUUAUCGUUUCAAAAGUAUAAAGUUAAAGAAAUACUUUCUGAUACACUUUUGAAGAUUUCUGAAGUAGUAAAACCUGUAGCGAACAAUGAUUGGGUGGAAUUCGGGAUUGAACCCCAAACAAAUCUCAAUGGACUUAUAGAUGUUUACAAACUAGCAUUUGAAAAGUACCAAAUAGACAGUUGUAUUGACCCGGAACAAAUAAAACCUUUAAGUUUACUAAUUGCUUUAGAUGUACAAGAUAAUGAUAAGGUAGAAUAUUAUGAGGACAAAUUUAAAGAUUAUGUUUCAGAGAUGUUUGAAGAAUUAAGACGAUCAACAAAAAAACCCGCGACUUUACUAAAAAAGUUUACUGUAAAGGUUACCACUUUUAAUAAUUUGGAUAUUGAUAUAAAUUUCAAGCAAGGAAACACCACAGAAUAUCAACUUGGAGAAUGGAUAAUUCAAUUAUCAGUCCUAAUUCCAAUCCAAAUUGCUGUUGCACGUAAUAAUCUUUUCAUUCCACUUCGGGAUGGUUUAUCAUCUGAUGUUGAACAAGGGGAGCCCGAAGAUGAAUAUGCAAGACAUUUUGAUGCAAUUGCUCAAAAUAUAAGUUUUGGGUGGUAUGAAGGAAUUUUUAAAUAUUAUGGAAAUAGACAAGUUAAAGUAGUCAGUUCAAUGGGAGAACAAAGUUGUGGCAAAUCUUAUAUGUUAAAUCAUUUAGUUGGAACUACGUUUGAUGGUUCUGCUAUGCGCUGUACUGAAGGUGUAUGGAUGUCAUUAGCAAUCACUAAGAAAUAUAUAUACGUUGCAUUAGACUUUGAGGGACUUAAGUCUCUUGAACGUACACCUCAAGAAGAUUUAUUCCUGACGUUAUUUAAUACUGUUGUGUCGAAUAUGAUCCUUUUCAAGAAUCAGUUUGCUGUUAAUAGAGACAUGUCUACAAUGUUCCAAAGAUUUCAAGAUGGCGCAACUUUGUUUGAAUCUGAUCCAAAGAUAUUUCAGGCAAAACUUUGCAUCAUUAUAAAAGAUGUACCAAGACAAGAUCGAGAUGAUAUCGUUCGUGAAUUUUCAUUAAAAUUUAAUUCCUUAGUAGCUGAGGAAGGCGAAAAUAAUUUUAUAACUCGCAUGUAUCCAAGUGGAUUGAAUAUCACUCCAUGGCCAAUUUUCAACGACCCUUCUUGGUUUAAAAGAUUAAUAGAUAUUAAAAGGCUUUUAGACGAGCAACAACCUAAAUAUGAGAAUGCACGCACAUUUUUACAAAAUACAAAAGUUAUUAUGGCUAAACUUAAGAUUUGUGAUUGGGGUUCUCUAGACGAGAACUUAGUUCAAAUUCGUGUAUCGACACUUAAAAGAUUUCUUCCGACAGUCAUUUCUCUUGGAAUUGAGAAAAAGUAUCCAACUGCCGAACUUUUACUGGAUCGAGAUACAGGCCUCAAUAUUGAUGACCCUGUAGUUCCCAUAUCUGACAUAUUCGAAGAUUUUAGCGAUUCGAUAAAUUUGUCUGCUGACUCUGGAUUAUUAUUAUUCGAUGAAAACAGAGAAUUUGUUCGUCUUUCUUUGGAUCAAAGAGUAUUUUUUGAAGAGAAUAUACAACAGCGUGAUGAGGCACCUAAUGAUACUACAUGGUUUGACAGUUUGGAAAAAUUCUUUAAAUAUAUUGUUAAACGUCGAGUCCUUCGUGUUCAAGAAUGGUUUACACAUAAUACCAGUAAAUUUCCACAAGAUAAUAAUGAUGUUAUAAUUUGUCGAUAUGCAAUGGAACAAGAAAUAGCAAUGCUUACAUCUUUCUGGGAAUUAUGUGGUCUCACAUGUAAUAAUUGCUAUCUUAAAUGUUUAAACAAUCGAGAUCAUGAAGGAGCACAUGAUUGUUUAGCAAGUCAUGAAUGUCACGCCAAUUGUCAAUUUGUCGAAGCACACAUCAAUGAAAAUCCUAUUCCAAAAUGUAGCUACAAAGCUGGUCAUGAAGGCAAGCAUGCAUGCUCUGGUUCCAGUCACCUAUGCGGAGAGACUUGUGAUUUUUCUGACAAACGAAAAUGCCAGAUAAAAUGUUCAAAGAAAAUUGGUCAUGAAGAUAAAAAUCAUCUGUGUCAAUCUACACGCCAUUGUUGUGGAGCACCAUGUUCACUAGUUACGAAAAAUGGUAAAUACAAAUGUCCUAAUGAAUGUAAUAGACCAUGCGAAGAGCAACAUGAUGAACAUCAGUGUGAGAAUGAAAAAUGCCCAAUUCAAUGUCCAGUUAAUGGUUGCCCGUUGUAUUGCAAAAGCAAAGACCAUUUUCAUGCCCUUUCUGAUCCUGAUGUAAAUCAUUUUUGUGGAAAUGAACAUCAGUGUCAGGAACCAUGUGAAGAACCUGGAGUAUGUAGAAUUCAACUUGAACCAAAGAAACAAGAAGAAACUUAUAAAGGACUUGUUAAAGAUACUUCAAUCACCUUUACCAAGUAUAUUCAAAUGAGUGAAACAUCACCAUGUAGCAAAAAAAUUCCACCAGAUUCAUUUAAGCAUGCUGGCAUACAUUCUCAUGAGGGUAUGCAUUAUUGUGAUGUAAAAUGCAAAUUUUGUGAAUACUAUUGUGAUUUACCCUUUGGGCAUUUACAACCUUUGCAUGACACACGUCAUGGAAACAUGGUACAAACUGAAUUUACUACAGAAGAUAAUGAUAAUGAAUUUGUAUAUGGAGGUCAUAAACUAAAAGCUGGUGACGAAGGAACUUUCGUAUUGUGCAGACAUCGACAUAUUGAUUAUUGUAACAAUGUAGAUGAAUGUAAAUUAAAUCAGGAUUUACAGCAUAUCAACGGUCGUGUUCACCCUAAUCCUGAGAAAGCAAAAGAUUUCAUGUCACAUCGUCUCUUUUGGGAACGUACUGGGUUUAAGGAUCCAUAUAGUGCUCAAGAGCAACAAGAAUUUUCUAAAUGUGAUCAUGAAUGUCGAGACGAAAAACAUAAUACAAGUGACAAUCCUUCGAAAUCAUAUUGUGAAAUGCGACUUUUCCAUGAUCUCCUUGAUCCAUCGCAAACUCCACCAAAUGAAUGUGGAUACAUUUCACUUGAUGGUCACCAUUUUCAUUGUGAAAAUCCAUCCAAAUAUGAAGUCGAUUUUCAUAUCAUUUUUGUCCUGGACCGUUCUUCUUCGAUGAAUGGAAGAGAUAAAAAACCAAUACAAGGAACGCCAAUUUAUGAAAAUCUUGUUAAGAAUCAUAAUAACCGACUUGGUGCUGUUUAUAAUGCGGUAUAUUCAUUUCUGAAAGCGCGUCUGUCUUCACAAGCUGCUCAAUAUAAUGAGGCAGUUUGUCGUGAUACAGUUUCCUUGAUACUUUUUGAUUUCGAAGCAACUAUUGCUAUAGAAAACCAACCUUUGAAUGAUCCUGAAAAUUUACUCACUAUAAUGCUCCAACACAAUUCAAGAACAGGAACCAAUUUUAAUGCCGCAAUUCUCAAAGCCGGUUAUAUAAUCGAAAAACAUUUUAAUCCAAUGAAGACAAACAUUAUCUUAUUCUGCUCGGAUGGGGAGUGCGGAAUACCUAAAGAUGAGUUGAACAAAAUUUGUUCAAAAAAUAAAAAUAAAGGAUCACCCAUAUUUUUAAACACGAUUUUAUUCAGUAGUAGUAUAGAUUGCGAAUCAUUAAAACAAAUGGCAGAUAUAGCACAAAGCUAUCUUCCAAAGGAAAGUUCUUCAAGCGCAUUAAGAUGUCAAUUUACGAGAGCUAUUGAUGAGGUAGUUUUAGUUAACACAUUUAGUGGUAUUGCAGAAAGUUUGAGAAAGCAUAAGCCAACUCUCUUAAAAAAAGAUACUUUGUAA
Cetraspora pellucida is the source of this 6777-nucleotide messenger RNA. Lineage: Eukaryota; Fungi; Glomeromycota; Glomeromycetes; Diversisporales; Gigasporaceae. The record is from the annotation of a GenBank genome assembly.